Messenger RNA from Anastrepha obliqua, 738 nucleotides. RefSeq lists its product as uncharacterized. Bases 1 to 738 code for a protein of 245 amino acids. NCBI's taxonomy places the organism in Eukaryota, Metazoa, Arthropoda, Insecta, Diptera, Tephritidae. The transcript is spliced from 2 exons. The record is from RefSeq and is a predicted model, not a curated record.
AUGUUUGCAAAAUUUGUACUUCCUGUUUUGGUGGUAGCAUCCUGCACCACCGGUUCUCUUGCAAGUAGUCCACCGGAUUGGCAGUCCUUUUUGGCUCAACAACAGUUGGUUAUGCGCCAUAUGGUGAACUCAAUGAGUGAGACGCGCAGCGCAAGGUCAAUCUCCGUGAAUUACACUCUCUGCUUCAAUUGGUAUGGCAGCGACCAGUCUAAUAUCUUUAAAACCUACAACGUGGAAUACGACAACUGCGAAUAUGAGGCCACUAAAUCGAAGCAAACGUUGUCGGAGCAAAACGCCAAAGAGCGCGAUGAUCUUGUGAAUCGUGGUCAAAGCAUGUGUGACACGCUUAGCGCUUGUGAGCAGAUUGACGAUGGCUUGAAAUUCUACUCUUGCUACAAUAAUGCGUCCAGCAAUAACACUCAAGAACUGUUUGAAAUUUCUGCCGAUUCGGAGGCGGUUCUACGUGUUUUGAAUAUUGAAUAUCAACGUGUAGAAAAUGAUUUAACUAAUUGCACUGCUGUUGCCCGAGUUGCUUACAUCUCCAACUUAUCUGCCAGCUCAAAUAAUCUAGAAAAAUGUUUGCAAGGCAACUGGGUGCCAACAACUGAAGAGUCAUCAACAGGGGCGCCAUCAACUACGACAACCGAAGCUGCAGAAACAACUGUUAAUCCAGUAACUGAGAAUUUUCCAGAAGAGGAUGUUUAUCGCCGUAAACGUAAUAUUAUGGGACGUCAAUAG